CUCAAAGACAAUAAAAUGACUUCUUCUUGUCUUUCCUUCAACAGACGUCAUCAAGUCCAGGGGCCUGACUGGACUCAACAAGGCCGAGAUGGCAGCCAAGCAUGGGGAAGAGCAGGUGAAGAUCCGGAGGAGUUCCUAUGACAUCCCUACCACUCCCAUAGAUGAAAACCACCCUUACUAUCAAAUUAUCAGCAAGGCCCAACGUUAUGCUGCUUUCAAAUCUGGAGAACUGCCAUCUUGUGAGAGCCUCAAGGAUACCAUUGCCCGUGCCUUGCUCUUCUGGAAUGACAAGAUUGCUCCCCAGAUCAAAGCCGGCAAGAGAGUAUUAAUUGCUGCCCAUGGCAACAGCCUUCGAGGUGAUGUGGAAGUAUCAGAAAAUAUAUUCACAUAUAUUAUAUGUAAUAAGCACACUGAAUAUAGAGAAAUCAAGCACUUAGAAGGGAUGUCUGAUGCAGCCAUCAUGGAACUCAGCCUCCCGACUGGGAUUUCCAUUGUGUAUUAAUUGGACAGCAACCUGAAACCUGCAAAGCCCAUGCAGUUCCUGGGUGAUGAAGAGACCGUGAGGAAGGCCAUGGAAGCCGUGGCAGCCCUGGGCAAGGUCAAGAAGUGAGAAGAAGAGGGACAAGGCAUUGGUGAAAUAAAACAUCUGAAAAAC
This is a messenger RNA of Anolis carolinensis (green anole), 655 nucleotides long. Its product is annotated as phosphoglycerate mutase 2-like. The record is from RefSeq and is a predicted model, not a curated record. The coding region runs from base 89 to 502 and encodes 137 amino acids. The transcript has a single exon. Gene Ontology annotation, biological process: glycolytic process. NCBI's taxonomy places the organism in Eukaryota, Metazoa, Chordata, Lepidosauria, Squamata, Anolidae. Gene Ontology annotation, molecular function: intramolecular phosphotransferase activity.